Messenger RNA from Fukomys damarensis (Damara mole-rat), 2479 nucleotides. It is a transcript of the gene Sdc2, whose product is annotated as syndecan 2. The record is from RefSeq and is a predicted model, not a curated record. The transcript has 5 exons. Gene Ontology annotation, cellular component: membrane; cell surface. The coding region runs from base 104 to 709 and encodes 201 amino acids. Gene Ontology annotation, biological process: dendrite morphogenesis; cell migration. Lineage: Eukaryota; Metazoa; Chordata; Mammalia; Rodentia; Bathyergidae.
CUGUUCGGCUCUGGAUCCCUCUGCGCGGGCUGAGUGCUGGUCAGGAGGAGGCUUCGUUUUGCUCUCUUCGCAAGCGGAGACUGGAAGCCGGUCCCGGAGGAAUAUGGGGCGCGCGUGGAUCCUGCUUACCUUGGGCUUGGUGGCCUGCGUAUCGGCGGAGUCGAGAGCAGAGCUGACAUCUGAUAAAGACAUGUACCUUGACAACAGUUCCAUUGAAGACGCAUCAGGAGUGUACCCCAUUGAUGACGAUGACUAUGCUUCUGCCUCCGGCUCGGGAGCUGAUGAGGACAUAGAGAGUCCAGAACUGACAACAUCUCGACCACUGCUUCCAAAGGUAGCAUUCACUAGUGUUACUCCCAAAGUGGAAACUACGACGCUGAAGACACACAAGAUGCCUGCCCAGACGAAGUCACCUGAAGAAAUUGAUAAAGGGGAAGUUCACCUCUCUGACACAGAAAAGAAAAUAAACCCAGCUGAAGAGAAUAAAAACGUGUAUACUGAGAAACACUCAGACAAUCUGUUUAAACGCACAGAAGUCCUAGCAGCUGUCAUCGCUGGUGGAGUUAUUGGCUUCCUCUUUGCGAUUUUCCUCAUCCUGCUGUUGGUGUACCGCAUGAGAAAGAAGGAUGAAGGGAGCUACGACCUUGGGGAGCGCAAACCAUCCAGUGCUGCUUACCAGAAGGCACCUACUAAGGAGUUUUAUGCGUAAAACUCCCACUUAGUGUCUCUAUUUAUGAGAUCACUGAACUUUUCAAAAUAAAGCUUUUGCAUAGAAUAAUGAAGAUCUUUUUUUUUUCCUUCAUUAAAGAGCCACCCUGGCACUUUAAUGAUAAAAUCCCAUUGUAUUUAAAACUUCAUGUAUUUCUUUAGAAAGACAUAAAAUUAAAAUUUAACAUCUGCAGUGUUCUGUGAAUAGCAGUGGCAAAAUAUUAUGUUAUAAAAACCCUUGAUGUUCAUGGAAUUAGUUUAAACUUUUUAUGAGAAAAUAUGAUUGUUUUUGUCCUAUGGUUCAAAGAUGAGAGCUAUGUCAUUUGUGUAAGCAUGUCUCAGAUGGACCUUACCAAGUUGGUCUUACUUUGUUAAUUUAUCUGUUGUCCCCUCUGCUCUGCCUUCCCUUCUUGUCCCCUUAAAAACCAAACUGAACCCCAUGCCUUUUUGUAGCUGUCAUGGUGCAAUUUGUCUUUGGAUGAUUCACAUAAUGGUAAUUUAGUGUAUAUGUGAUUUUCAGAUAUGUAAACUUUAACCUCCACUUUGUAAAUUUUUAAAUGUCAGACUAUCCAUUUUACACUUGCUUUACUUCUCAUUACCUGUAGCUUCAGGCAGAUGUAUAACAGCAAAUCUAUGUGUAAAAUUGGAUUAUUAAUAGAAAAUGUUUAGUCCUAUCUAUCUAAUCAGAUCUUCUUUUGAGAGGAUUUGAUGUAAGUUACUGACAAGCCUCAGCAAACCCAAAGAUGCUAACAGUAUUUUGAAAAGUUGCUGCAGAUUCCUUUGGCCACUGUAUUUGUUAAUUUCUUGCAAUUUGAAAGUACAAGGAGGGAUUUAAAGAAAAAAAUCAGUUUUCAUUUUUAAAAAUGCAUUUAAGUUGUAAACAUCUUUUUAAGCCUUUGAAGUGCCUAUGAUUCUAUGUAACUCGUCACAGACUGAUGUUAAUGAGUAUAUAUAACAGUAUAAAAAAGUUGGUAUUUUAUAAGCACAGACAAUUCUAAUGGUAACUUUUGUAGUCUUAUGAAUAGACAUAAAUUGUAAUUUGGGAACAUAAAAACUACUGAAUAAAUCAUGUGGCCUAAUAUUGAAAAUGUCACUGUUAUAAAUUUUGUACAUUUUCGAUCAAAUGUACAUCUCCCCUUUGCUAAUGACUGUCUGCUCUCAAGAAUGCCAGGGGUUCGAUUUUGAGUGUUCCACGGUGUCUGUAAAUCAAGACCAAAGAGCCCAUCCGUGGAGCUGUUUAGUAUCAGAUUCACUUCUCUGUUGGCCAGAGCAGCCUGAGUGUAUUGUCCUGUGUGUGUCUUGGUACAGAUCCUGGAAGGUUGCCAGGGAAUUUGGAAGUUUGCAACCUUUGUGGGAUAGCUGAUGGCAGUAUUACAGAGAGAUGCCUGCUUUUGCAAAUAACUUCUGAGACUGUAAAUUCCAAAGAACUAAAGAGGGGUUUCCGGAAGUAGCUAUCUCAGGCUUAGUCUUGUAAAUCGAUUUAUCUUUCCUAGUGUGCUGUGUGUUAAAAUGAGGGUCCUGCUGCUUCGGAUCAAAAUAGCUGGAGAGAGUGAUGCCGGAGGAGGAGAUGAGUGUACCCUGGCUGGGUACUUCCUGUACUGAACGUUUCCUUUUUACAUUAAUUUUGUUUUAAACUGUGAGCCGUGGAAGUAGGGAAAAGAUAACAAAAACAGCAACUUUUUCAACAUACAAGCUUUAAAGAAAGUUGGAAUGCUUCAUUUAGAAAACAUUUGCUGGAAUUGCCACCAAACUCAUUUUUAAGAAAAGUUUU